Colossoma macropomum (tambaqui) is the source of this 9239-nucleotide messenger RNA. RefSeq lists its product as uncharacterized. Lineage: Eukaryota; Metazoa; Chordata; Actinopteri; Characiformes; Serrasalmidae. The coding region runs from base 2962 to 7779 and encodes 1605 amino acids. The transcript is spliced from 8 exons. The record is from RefSeq and is a predicted model, not a curated record.
GAAAAUGGCGAGCGCGUGCAGGAGGCGGCUUUGCACGAACGAGAAGCGCGGCGUCCGCCAGGAUCUGGACUCAUGGCGCUCUAGGCUCAUUCAGUGUGUGGGUACUGAGAAAAUCUUGGAAUUAUUACUUGGUACAAGAAUUUUAGAGGACCUAAGGCUUUUCAAAGGUGGCACCGCCGCUUGCGCAGAGGACUCUUUCUCUCCAACUGCUGACGCACUGGCACUGCUCCCUCCGUCCUUCUCUCCCAGCACCUCUUCGCCAAAACAUCUCCAGUCAGGAGUUUCAGGACGGGUUUGAUUGAUGACACGGUAACAUAACUCUCACCAGACAGCAGAUCCAUAAACUCAGCCGGGGGUUUCAAGGCGGCGUUCACAGACUCAAGGACAGCUAAGUCCUGCCAGGUCGGAAUUAAAUGCUUCAUCCAAAACUCGUUUGAUAGUCGGGAUUUGCUCCGACACUCUGUCCACCAUUUUCUGUUUGGUGCCCCAUCUUGUAGCGCAGUCCUGCACAGAAUAUUGGCCAUUAAAUUAGGACCGAAAUUAGUCCUCUUCUAUGUAGUAGACCAAAUUAACAUAAUCACAAUAUAGGCUACAUUUAAGUUCCUAUUAAUUUCAAUAUAUUUUUAUUAAAUGAAAAAAUAUAUUUAAAUCAUCCUAGCAAGCCAGCAACAGAAUAUUCUCAGGCUGCAAUGCCACAUUAACUGACGUUAAGUGUUUUAGUAAGUCCGGCGUAUGUGAAUUAAUUUGAAUGUAGCCUAAAUGACAAGUAUUUUAUUGAGUGUGAACUCGAUAUUCACAUAGCAAUUUGGUUAUUAAUAAACUUGCCUAUAAAACAAAUAUUCUAACCUUCCUAGCUUACCAGUAUGAGGCCAUGCUGGGGGAUAUGGAGCUCCAAUUGGGCUUUUGCCGGAUCUCUUCAACCAGCUUUGAGAGAAUGUACUGACCAAGGUGCGGCACAGACCCAUUGCUUGGGCUGUGCAGUCCUUAGCAAUUUACACAAAUGUAAAUUGUGACCAAAACAGUUCAGCCACGGCCAGUUUAGCUUGUUCAAUGCUGCUACGAUGUUUGCCCCGUUGCGUCCGUCGUGAUACAAGCCAGCUUCUUUUCAUUUAGGGACCACUCAUCAAAUGCAAGAUGGAGAGCUUCCGAAAUAUUGUCAGACGUCUGGUUUUGGGGCAUAACGAAUGAAACACAGUUUCAGAGCAACGUGAUUUAAGAGCCCAGUCCGUGGUCAGAUAAUGCACCGUUAGACUCAUGUAAGGAGUCAUAUUGACACUUGACCACAUAUCAGUUGUGGCAGAAAAGUAGUCGACAUUUUCGAGCUUACCUUUGACCAGUGCCUUUACAGUGUUGUACAUUUUUGGGACAGCAGUCUCUGAGAAGUAGGUCUUGCCGGGCAACUCGUACUGCUUGUCGAAUUUUUGAAGCAUUGACUUGAGUGCAGGUUUCUCCACCGUGCUAAAUGGAACCAUCUCCUUAACCAGAUACUGCGGAACAGCAGCUGUAAGGCAUUUAUGCCUCUUACUUUCGCGGCCGUAUUUGGCAACUCGCGCAAAGGAUUCAGCCACUCCUAACUGUUGGCUGGAACCAGCCUGAGCUGUCCCUUUUGUGGCUGCUCCACGACUUGGUGCUGGUGGAGGCAAUUGCGCUUCGAUAGCUGGAUGAUAGGUAGCUAGGUGAGACCUCAAAUUCGAUGUAUUUCCCCGUUUCACAGCGACCUUUCUGGCACAAACUUUGCAUAUUGGCUGGCUCUCCCUUUUCAUUUGGUUGAAAGCCAAAAUGCUCACAAACUGGCGAAGUUGCAUUUGUUUUGGCGACCAGAGCAGCUGCCAUUGUUUAUAUCUUAAAAAAAAAACGAAGACUGACAACAGCAUGGGAUGCGAACAGAUAGUUGGCAGGAAAAAUACACGCUUGGCUCUUGUUUGCAUUAUUAAUUUAUUAAACAUUCGUUACCCAUGCACUGCGGUGUAAAACACGAAGGGCCUCGCAUCGUGAAAAAAGAGAAAAACGUGAACAUUGCGGUUAUGGGGGUUGCUUGCCAUCCCCUGCGGUUUGCUGGUCAAAAGUGCGGUAUUUCAAUAUUGCGGUUAUGGCGACAGCCCUAGUCGAAUCUUCCAUUUCAGACGACACCCAACGUUAGUCACCUACGUGAAUACUUUUUAUUAAGCAGAGGAAAGAUAAUAGCAAGUUGUUUUUCCUGUGUGAAAUGAUAAUAGCCAGCCUGUUCACUUAUUUAUUGUGGUUGUCUUCUGAGUUUGAACCUCAGCAAGCUGUCCAUGACCAGGUAUUAAUGUAAGUUCCCUGUGAGUCCUCCCAAUAUUAGUGAUGUAUCAGACAGUUUGGUAGUCUGCUAGGUCACAGAGGUCACCCACUAAGCACUGUGUGAUGGAUGAAAGUGAAAAUGGGCUUCAAGGAACUUUUGUGAGAAAUUUUGCUAUUUCCUAUCACAUGAUAGGAGUGACCUUCAACAGUGGAAAAUGCCAUGGCCUUAAAUCGGGAGAACUGGAAAAAUCAAUAUGGAAUGUUUUCUUAAAUGUUUUGUGUUGUUCAUGAACAUUGUACAUAUAUAAUACACAUAAAAAAGAGGGCUAAUAUUUGUACUUUUGUGUGCAGUAGAACAAAUAAAAUCACAUUAAGGAUAUUGUCAUUUCCUACCCUCUAUAGUUUAAUUUUUACUUUUCUCUUGGAUCCACAGAUUAUAAGCCUGCAAGUGUGUCAAAUUGGUCAUUUGAUGAAAAUUGUCUUUUCUGCUGCUUAAGACGAGAGAAAGUGAAGGAACAUGUAGUUGCACAUAAUAACAAAAUUGUGGAAAGUGGAGGCAAACCUUUACUUGGCAAGGAUCAAUCUAAUAUCAGCAGACUUGAGUGGCAAGUAGAAGAAUUCCUCAAUGCUGUCUUACACAGGAAAGAAUACACACCAAGGAUCCCAGAUCCUCACAUCCCCGUGGUGGCUUGUGAUACCAUGCAGCAAAUGACUAAUCAGCUAGUGGUGCAUUAUACAAAUACCAACUCUCAGGGCUCACCUCAGCACAAUGGCAACAUGGACCAAAGCCUGCUGAAGACCUGCUCUGUCACAUCACCCACCGUUGCUGCUACAGCUACUGCUACUGCUGCUGCCACUGCACAGAAUCCUGUCCUCAGUAAGCUCCUCAUGGCAGACCAAGAGGCACCCCUGGACCUUUCAGUCAAGAAAGUCAAACCGGAAAUCAUUGAGCAAGAUGGCGUUCUGGAUCUCUCAAUCAAGAAGAAUCGUAAUCCGGACAGCACGUCUCUCAGAAGCCCUCAAAAGACUUUCACAAAACCAUUUGUUACAAGGGACUCCUUAGAUCCGGGUCUGGAUCUGACAGGAACGGAUCUGCAAUCAGCUUCCAGAUUGGAACAAUUCAUGGCUAAGCUUUGUUUGCAUCACCAGCGGCAAGUUGUCGAUGCAUUUGGGUUCUUGCAAACUGAGGUCAAGGCUGUAUCUUCCUCCAGUACUUUUCAGGCGUCCUCCCCAGCCACCCCAGAAAAACCAACAACUUCAGGCAGCAGCCAUGUGAUGUUUGAAGAACGGACCAGGAACCAGAGGUCUGAGGAGACACGCGCUUUGUCUGUAGCAAUAAGCACAUCUAGGAUCCAAGAAUCACCUUUUGUCAAGAGUGAUGAAUUUUCACAUGCAGAGCUGCCCUUGAAAACCGAGGGAUCACUGAUUGCCUCAGUUAAGACUGGACCUUUCCUAAAUCUUAGUACGACGAGCAUCGAGGAUGAAGAUUCGGCAUCCUCUGACAUGGUAGCUGCUGAAUCUAGAAGUACAGAUGUUCAGCCAAAAUGUCCGACUCUCCUUAUUGUGAAAAAUAGAAGCUCUGGCAGCCUUGAAGCCAAAAAUGUGACGGAAGAGGGUUCAGGCAAUCAGCAUGUUAACACUGGUACUGUAGACCAGGGCCUGUGCACUUCUGACAUACGUUUACAAGCAAGUUGUAGUGAGUCUAAUGUUAUUGAGCUGUCUUCAUCUAUGGGGCAAGGGCACUCUGAAGCCAAAUGCUGUGCUGUAGAAAGAAGCCUGUCUGUACACAGCAAAGGUUCUACCACCAGAUCCUGUACAGUUGAAAGAACCUCAAAUGUAAUUUCCCCAAGAACAGCUAGGAAAAGUAGGAGGGGAUCUCACUCUCUUCUUAGGGAUAGCUCAGGAUGUCAUAUUAUUAAUGGUCCUGAUAUUACAUGUGACAUUGUCUAUGUUGGAAAACCAAUUACUGAAUGUGAGCAGCAAUCACAAAUUCGCAUGACUCCACGAAAAAAUGCUAGAAAAAGCACAAGGGGAUUCCGGUACAUUGGGGGUUGUUGUGAAUUAAAAACUGUGCGAACGUUGGCACGCAAGUCUGCUGAGAAUGGUAGUGGGAAUUGCCCUGUUCCUAUGCCGGAGAUGACCACAUCAGUCACCCCAAAGCAGGCUCUAGCUAAGCCUGAUGGUGUUCCUCCAAUGGAUAUACCGUUUACAGCGGACUGUAUGGAAACCAUAAUACACAAAAAGCCCUCAGAUCAACCAGCGGAGACGGAAGUUCCUGAAGAUGUUAUGGCAAGUGAGGAUGUAGAAACCAGUCAGACGGAUCAGACUCAAAGUAAAGAGUUUUCUUGUCCAGCUGAAAGUGAGCAAAGUGACACAUCUGUACAGCAGGAGUUAAAUGCAGGCAUAUGCGAGAGUGUUGCUGACAGUGAUGACGUUGAUAUCCAUCAAGGAGACCUUGUAGAUUCCAUUGUGGCAGAUACUAAUGUAGCGCCUCAAGAGGUGGAGCUGACAACAAAGGAAACAUUAGAUUCCCCUGUACCAGGUGUGAUAUUGAGUGGAUUAGAAACAGAAGAUCAGGAUCAAAAUGUAGCCACAGAGGCACUGCAGAGCUCAUCGUCUUCGGACUUGGCCAAAGAUGGUGCCUCCAAAUUAGAAGGUACGUGUAUAGAAAAAGGUUUCCUAACUGAGACCCUAGAAGAAACUGAAUGUGUAGAUUUGCAAGUAACGACAUGCACAGAUAAAAGUGCUGAGAUAGAAGUUACUUCUGGAACUGAAACUAAUCUCAAACCUGGAGAUGAUAUCGAACCCUCUCAAGAUAAAGAAACAGAGUCAGGGGCGUCUGAUUUGAGUGUUGAGGAAAUGACUACAAAGGAACAACCUGAAGAAUGUAAGGAAGAGGGGCUUGUACCGGAUACUCUUGACGGUUCCAGUCCAAAAAAAGUUGUAAAAAAUGUUGUCCCUUCAAACAGAUGUCUGCGUAACAGAGUCUCCAAAGGUACAUCCGAACAAACAAUGUCUUCUAACCCACCAGGUCAGGUGGAAACGCAGUCAGAUAGCCCUGAUAAAAAUCAGAGUACUCCAGAAUCUAAACGGCCUUUGAACACUUCAAAAUCGAAGCAGGUUGAAGAAAACGUGCCAUGUCAGGACAGUCAAUAUAAUUUGAAUCCCACAGAAAAUCUUAAUCUUGACAAAACGCAGAGGUCCCCAGUUGUCACACAGAGGGAUGGCUUAGGCAUGACGGAUAUGGUGUGCACAAGGCAGAAGCAAAAAUUAAUGAUGGAGAAGGAAAUCGAGAGUAGCAAAGAGCCAAAUGUUCUUGAGCCAUCAACACCAAAAGAUGAGGACAAAGUUCAAGGACAAGGUUGCGUAUCUAGUGAUAUCUCAGAGAAUAUGGAGGUUACUCCACCCAAAAGUGGUGAAUCUCCUGGCAAGUCCUUAAGGAGUUCUGAAAGAAUCUCCCUUAGAAACAGUAGUCAUCAAAUUGAACAGCCUAUUAGUAAAGUCUCUACUUCACCUGUCAAAAAUGGUACGAAAACCUCAGAACGAAUGCCUUUGAGAAACAGGAACAGUGGUGCUGUUGAUCAGCCUACUGGGGGAGAACCUUCUAGUUCCCCUGCUGGAGGCCGUUUAGAGAGGCUGGGACGGAUGCCUUUAAGAAGGAGGGAUAGCUGUAAUGCAGAGCAGAUCGUCAAAGAUUCUUGCAUCUCUCCCAGUAGAAGCAGUUCAGACAGUGUGGGGCGCAUGCCUUUGAGAAGCAGGAAUAGUAGCACAGUUAAUCAGCAUGUUUCUGGAGAUUCUGAUAACGUGAUCAAGGAUGUGUCAAACUCUCUCACUGAACAAUCCAGUAGUGACAUCAUCCCAACGAGUAGGAGAACGGAGAGCACCGGACACAUGCCUCUAAGAAGUGGAAAUGCUUCAGUAGCAGAACAGCCAUCCAGAAAUACUUCGUCUGUUGGAAACGUCUCGGAGAGCCCUGGGCGUAUGUCAUUGCGAAGGAGCAAUGCAUCUGUUGCUGAAAAGAUGGACAGCUCUGCAACACCUCCCAAGAGCAUGAAACCUUCCCAAAGACCUCUAAGGAGUGGCAAAACAACUGUACCUUCCUCCACCCUGGAAGGAGAACAGAGUCCCAACAGGGUCAAAUUAAAAACGGAUAAACUUCUUAAGGAUCGAGUAAAAGAUUCUUCUUUGUCAGAUAACUCUGUUUCCGUUACCCUACCAACCACCACCCCUGUAACCCCAAGUCCGUCCAAGUUUUUGGAGGCAUUAAAUGGGGAAGAGAACCAACAUUUGAUUUCAGAUUUAAACACCAAAUUUGAUAAGAUGCAGAAAGGGUGGGUUCAGAUGGACAAAGAGGGACAGCCUGCGCCAAAACCAAAAAACAAGGCUGAUCGAUUGAAAGAAAUAUGGAAAAGCAAAAAAAGAAUUCGAAAGCCAAGGUCACUGGAGCAGCAGAAGUUCUCUCCUGUGCAAAUGCUGUUCAUGAAGUCGUUUGACCUUCCCAGUAUUUGUCGGUGGUUCUUGCAGUCCACUGAAACGAAAUCUCUCGUCAUUGUUAAGAAGGUGAACACCAGGCUUCCAUCUGAAACGCAGCUGUGUUUCCACACCUCAGCAUCUGUUCCAGGGUCCUCCAAUGGGGUCUUUCCAAGCGUGCAGGCUGAACGCUUAAAAAAGCAUCUGAAAAAGUUUGCCAUUGCAUCUCCCGUGAAGAGCAACCCCAAGAACAAAAGGCUAAUUGCUAAAGCUUUAGCUCAGGGUAUCUCUGUCUCAAAAGGUAAAGAGAAACGAGAACCAAGCACUGCUACACGAAUCUCUACGAAACCUCACAGCUAUACUGGUUUGAUCCAGCCACAGCCCUCCGAGAGCCACAGCAAGGUGACAGCCAACGCUAAAAACCCAGCAAGUGCCAGAAUUUUGAGGAAAUAUUCCAAUAUGCGUGAGAAAAUGCAAGUUCAACAAAACACGUUGAAGAAGCUGGAGCGUUCACUGAACAAGACAAAAAAGGUGCGCAUGAUGCCAAAGAAUGUCUCUAAAGCGAUGUCUACAGGUAAAGGACAGAGGUCUGCCAUUGUCAAGAAGGUGAAAGCCUUGGCUAAAAAAGCAAAAGUCAAAUCUCCUGUAAAAGAGAAGACCCCCAAGAGCAGUGUCAGCAGAGCAUUGAGAGGUUUGAAAAACAGAGCUGGGAUCCCAGCAAAGAAGGCACUCCCUAAAGUAUCUGAAACGAACGUUGCAGCAGACACUAAAUCCCCAAGCAGGAAGGAGACCCUGCUGAAAACCAGCAAGUCUCCACAAACAAAAACAGACGUUAAAAAAUCUCAUUCCCCUAAAGGUCGAGAAAGUUUGGCCUCUCCGUCUCAAACUGCAGACGUGAAACCGCUGAAAUCAGAAGACCAGGUGUUGACUAGGUCUCAGAGAAAGAUUGAAGCUACCCUUGCACAAACUGGAUCUCCUAAAACCACCAUGAAAAGAGGCAGUGAACCCUUAUCCACUCCCUCGAAACGUACAAGGACCUCGAAGUAGUAUGAGUGAUGGAAGCAGAUAAAGACUGCAUGGGUGGGUGAAUGGAUGACGAGAUUUACGUUGCUUUUCUACAAAGCUUUUUUUAAUGCUAAAGCUGUGCAAGCUGUUUUCAUGUGAAGUCCCACAAAACCAGUGCAGUGUGCAAAACCUUUUUACGAAGUUCACAACCAGAUGUAUAUUGUGUUUAUAGUACACCUUUUUUUAAAUAUGCAUAUUAAUUAUUACCCUUAUUGAGUAGCCAGUGGUGUGCCCUUGUCAUUACAAAGCUACAGUAUGCUAUUCAAAGUUGAGAUCACCAUUGAAGUGGUUUUUUGCUUCUCAUAACAGAAACAUCUCGUGUGGUGGCUAAGAAACUCACGGCUGAUGAUCUGCAGCCUUUUUUCGGCUGUCAGUGUCCCUGUUAGCAAUCAGAUGGUUGUGUGACUUUGGUAACGUGCCUUAAGAGACUGUUCCUUAAACCUCAACGUUCUUCGUAUUGCACAUAGAUAGAUAGGGGUCAUUUAGUCUAAAGGUGUUAUUUUGCCUGUGAUCCAUCUCUGUUCCGUGCUUAGCGUACAAACACUGUACUGAUUUUUUUUUUUUGUUUUGUUUUGUUUUUGAUUUCUUACUAAAUUUUUAUUCUUUUUACACCUAUAGGUAAUUCUUUCAGAGCAUUAAAACAUUUCUAAAUGCGUAAUCAUUCUGUAACUUACUUGUGUUAUGUUGAUGCAUUGUCAUGUUCUCAUAUUUUUGGUCCUAUGUUAUUUGUUGCUUUCUUUGCUUCCGUUCCAUUAGAUUUCCUUUACUAGCCAAUGCCAGAAAAUGCAUUAAAUGAGAAAAAUAUUUAAUAAUUGUUUCUUUGAAGCUUAAAAUACAUUACUGUAACUUAUGAAUGAUGGAGUCCGAUGGCAUGUAAUAACGGAAUUACUUUAUUUUGUAUGUUGAAAUGUUAGUCUUUGCUGUCUGAUUUUGUUUUUGUUUUUCUUUUGGUUUUUUUUUUUAAUCUUCAUAUAGGCUGUUACUUUUGCUCUGCCAAAAGAGAGUAAAUAGGCUUUUGUCUUUUAUUUAUUCAAGAACUCUGUGUACAAUGGGUGAUUGGGAUGGAUUUCCAAACGUAUAUUUGCCGUGAGAUGGAAGGAGAAAGCUCUUGAGUCGGUUUUGUAUUUCUCAGAAUUUGAAGUCUAUGCAUGCACGGUGAUGUGCCUCCGAGUAUUGUACAGAAUACGACCUUUUAGUCUGAAAAUCUUUUUUCGAAAUGUGUUCUUGAUGAACCACCAUACAAUACAAAUAGUUUGACCAAACAGUGACAGAAGGCUGAUGUCCAGCAGUUAACCGUGCAGUUUGCAUGCUGUUAGCAGUAGGCUUCUACCGUCCUCUCGUUAGUCGUACAAGUAUGUAAGUUUAGUUUUGGUCAAAACGUUUGCUUCGAGUUCUGGAGUCUAAAUCCAGAGCUGGACGGAAUGAACCUUGGUUUUGUAUCU